Racocetra persica is the source of this 505-nucleotide messenger RNA. The record is from the annotation of a GenBank genome assembly. Lineage: Eukaryota; Fungi; Glomeromycota; Glomeromycetes; Diversisporales; Gigasporaceae.
AUGACGGAUCACAAAGUCCGCCAGAGACAUGGCAUACAAGUUAUGGAAUCACCUAAUUCCAUACAAGAUGCGCAAAUCUUAGACGAAAAGAAGACUAUUGGACAAAUGAAUAGAGAUCUAAAAAAGAAAAUUGUUUCGAACAGCGCUUUGGCUAUCCUCACGAUCAUGUCAUUCAUAACCCGCUUUUGGAAGAUACACCACCCGCAUCAAGUCGUCUUUGACGAAGUCCAUUUUGGUAAAUUCGCGAGCUAUUAUAUAAAACGAACUUAUUUUUUCGAUGUACAUCCUCCUCUUGCAAAACUCAUGUUCGCGGCAUUGGGCUGGUUGAUGGGUUAUGACGGUCAUUUUGAAUUUGAUAAUAUUGGAGACGAUUAUAUAACGAAUGAUGUUCCCUAUAUCGGAUUUAGAUUGUUGCCCGCCGCACUGGGUGCACUCCUUGUCCCUCUAACAUACAUGAUCAUGAUUGAAUCUGGGUAUCCAGUAAUAACUGCGAUUCUAGCUGCUG